AUGGAGGCAGCCUUUGUCCUGUUCUUCUGGCUCUCACAGUUCAUCCUUGCAAAUGGAGACCUGUGCCGCGAAACCAUGGCUGCCCCUGAACAGGUGAUCCAGAUGGCCUCCCUGGGCCGGCCCUUCCGGCUGGGAAUGGUCUACGACUGCCGGAGCGACACCCUCAUCCCAGGCAUCACUCUCUGGGACCCAAAGGAGCUAAAGAAAAACCUCGAUGUCCAGCCCCAGCCCUACUUCACCUCGCAGAUCAUAGCCACCGAUUCCACCAGCGAGAAGGCCUCCUUGCUGAACGCCUCCGCCUCGCUCAAGGGCAGUUUCCUGGCAGGGUUGGUCGAGGUGGAGGGGUCAGCCAAGUUCCUGCAGGACACCAAGAAGUCCGCCCGCCAGGCCAGGGUCACCUUCAGCUAUGCGGCCACCACCCACUUCCAGCAGCUGACCAUGAGCCAGGUUGGGAAGCAGCACAUCACCUACCCAGAGGUGUUUGGCCAAGGCUUAGCCACCCACGUGGUCACUGGGAUUCUCUACGGGGCUCACGCCUUCUUUGUCUUUGACCAAGAGGCCUCCUCCUCAGAGAGCCUUCAGGACAUCGAGGGGAAUCUCCAGGUCUUGGUGAAGAAGAUCCCCAAGUUUUCUUUAGAAGGGAAAGCAGAAGCCCAGAUGAGUGAGACAGAGAAAGCAGCCAUUCAGAAGUUCAGCUGCACCUUCUAUGGGGAUUUCAAACUCAAGAAGAACCCAACGAAUUACAUGGAAGCUGUAGAGUUGUACGCCAGGCUUCCUGAACUCAUGGGGGAGGAUGGGGAGAACGCCGUCCCUGUCAAGGUCUGGCUCUACCCAUUGAGCUACUUGGACUCCACAGCUGCCAAACUUGUGCGGGAGAUCAGCUCCAAAUUGAUCUCAGAUUCUGAGAAGGCUCUGGAGCACCUGACGGAAGUGGACAUGAGGACCAAUGACCUCGCGAGGGAUCCCAUCUGCACGGCCUUUCCGGAAAUAAAGGAGAAAAUCCAUCACUUCAAGGGUCUGUGUCAGCAAUACAGGCACGAAUUCCAGAAAGACGUGGGAAGACUCCUACCUGCCAUCCGUGGAGGAGGACAAGAAGAAGAAGGUGCCCUGGUUAACCAUCUAAAGAAGAACGAAGCAUCACUGUUCAACGUUUCCCGUCUUCAGGCAUUUCUGGAUCUCAAAUGUCAAGAGAUCAGAUUUGUGGAAUUUUUCCUCAAAUUGUCAAAAGGAGAAGUCUCCUCAUGUGAUGAAUUCAUGAAAAAGGUGCUCGACCCGAGCGUCGACUCUGUUUUUGCAUUAGUUUUCAGCUCACUAGAGGCAAAGGAGCCCUACUUAGAAGAACUGGACUUUGGCUUACAGGAAGCGGCUGGACAUGCUCCAAAGGCUUCCCCAGAGAAGGGCAACAUCUCCACUCCGUGGUUUCAGGACAAAGCUGUCUUAGAAAGAGCCCAGAAUGCAGCCACGAUAUUUGCAGAUUUGUCUCUUCGUCCCCAAACCAAGGAGAAGGUCCAGUUUGUGGUGACCUCAAGUCUGGAUGAGAGCAACCCAGGAGUUUCGAUCGUCCGCUACCAAAGCGGGUCCUUGGAGGGAACCAGAUUCGAGAUUCUGCCCAAACCUCUUCCUCCGCUGGUUGAUGAGAAAACACACUGUAGUGUCCAGCUGACCUUUAAACCAGCGGAGCCUGAGAGAAGCCGUGUCUCUGGCUAUCAUGUCCAGUACCGAGUUUCAGGCCAAGAAAACUGGGUCUCUGUGCAUGUCAAAGAAGACAUAUAUCCCAUAAGAGGACUGAAGGCAAAAACCAGCUAUGAGUUCAGAUACGCUGUGGAGACCAGCUCAGGCUGCAGCGUCGCCAGCGAUAUAUCCCAAGCCAUGCUCAAUGCAUUUCCAUCAUCACCACCCCCACCAUCACCAUCGUCAUCCUUUUGGGGUAAAAAUGUUGGGAAGUUAUGUGCCCUGGCCCAACCAUGA
This is a messenger RNA of Sceloporus undulatus (fence lizard), 1968 nucleotides long. Its product is annotated as neoverrucotoxin subunit beta-like. The transcript is spliced from 5 exons. Gene Ontology annotation, molecular function: protein binding. The record is from RefSeq and is a predicted model, not a curated record. Bases 1 to 1968 code for a protein of 655 amino acids. NCBI's taxonomy places the organism in Eukaryota, Metazoa, Chordata, Lepidosauria, Squamata, Phrynosomatidae.